Penicillium cataractarum is the source of this 1716-nucleotide messenger RNA. RefSeq names its product dicarboxylic amino acid permease agtA. Bases 1 to 1716 code for a protein of 571 amino acids. Gene Ontology annotation, molecular function: amino acid transmembrane transporter activity. NCBI's taxonomy places the organism in Eukaryota, Fungi, Ascomycota, Eurotiomycetes, Eurotiales, Aspergillaceae. The record is from RefSeq and is a predicted model, not a curated record. Gene Ontology annotation, biological process: amino acid transmembrane transport. Gene Ontology annotation, cellular component: membrane. The transcript has 5 exons.
AUGGCGUCGCACGAGGUCAAAAGCGAGGGCUACUCCUCGGAGGCCCAAGUUAAACACGAGUACAGUGGCGAUGAAGUUGGCAGAGUCGAGGAAGGUGGUCUUUCCGAUCCCAACCAUGUUGACCUGCACCGCGCCCUCAAGGCGCGACACAUCACUAUGAUUGCCAUUGGUGGUGCAAUUGGAACUGGUCUGAUUAUCGGUACUGGAGAUGCUCUUGCAAAGGCUGGCCCGGGUUCAAUCCUGAUCGCCUACGCUUGGGUGGGUUUCAUCGUGUACUUGGUUAUGUGUGCUCUUGGAGAGAUGGCCGCGUGGCUUCCUCUUCCCUCUGGUUUUACUGGUUACGCCGUGCGAUUCUGCGAUCCCGCGCUCGGAUUCACUCUUGGUUGGACAUACUGGUUUAAAUACAUUAUUCUAUCGCCAAAUCAGUUAACGGCAGGCGCCCUCGUCAUAUCUUACUGGCUUCCACAAGACAGAGUCAAUGCAGGAGUCUGGAUCACUGUAUUGUUGAUCGCGAUUGUAUGCAUCAACUACUUCGGUGUGCGCUUCUUCGGUGAAUUCGAAUUCUGGCUGUCCUCGUUCAAGGUUAUCGUCAUCCUGGGUAUCAUCCUGCUCUCGUUCAUCCUCAUGCUGGGUGGUGGUCCCGACCACGACCGCAAGGGUUUCCGCUACUGGAAGAGUCCCGGUGCUUUCAACCACUACAUCAUGGAAGGCGAUGCUGGUCGCUUCCUCGCGUUCUGGUCGACCAUGGUCUCGGCCACCUUCGCCUACCUGGGCACUGAACUGGUCGGUGUUACAGUCGGUGAGGCGCAGAACCCGCGUCGCGCCAUCCCUCGUGCGAUCAAGUUGACUUUCUGGCGUAUCCUGGUCUUCUAUAUUCUCUCCGUUCUUUUGGUCGGUACCCUGGUGCCAUACAACGACAAGAAGCUUCCCUACAACAACUCCAAGUUCGCCAAGUCGAGCAGCUCCGCUGCUGCCUCGCCCUUUGUUGUUGCUAUUGAGAACUCCGGAAUCCCCGUGUUGUCCCACAUCAUCAACGCUUGCAUUCUGCUGUUCGUCUUCUCCGCCGCCAACUCUGAUCUAUACAUCGCAACCCGUACCAUCUACGGUCUCGCUCGCGAGGGCAAGGCGCCCAAGAUCUUCGCCCGUACCGACCGUCGCGGUGUCCCCGUCUAUGCGCUGGCCAUCUGCUCUUCCAUCGCUCUCAUCGCCUACAUGAAUGUUUCCAGCGACUCCCAGACCGUGUUCAAGUACUUCGUCAACUUGGUCACCAUCUUCGGUCUCCUGACCUGGGUCUCCAUCCUGGUCACCCACAUCUACUUCGUGCGCGCCCGCCGGGCUCAGAACGUCCCAGACUCUGACCUGGCCUACGUCGCACCCUUCGGCAUUGUCGGCUCCUACGUCGCCCUGGCCUUCUGCAUCCUCAUCGUUUUCACCAAGAACUACGACGUCUUCACACACAGCAAGAAAUGGGGCAACUUCGACUACAAGAAUUUCAUCACCGCCUACCUGGGUAUCCCUCUUUAUCUGAUUUUGAUCUUCGGAUACAAGUUCGUUACCAAGUGCAAGGGUGUGAAGCCCGAGGAGGCCGAUCUGUGGACUGGCAAGGAACAGAUCGACCGUGAGGAGGCUGCAUUUAUUGCGCAGCACGAGGCCCAGAUGGAGAAGAAUGCGGGCUCACACUGGUUCUACCGUAAGUUUGUGUCUUGGCUGUUCUAA